CAUGAUCAAUACAGCCACACAGAGAGAGAGCUGAGGAUGGCUACGACGGGCACGGUGUUGUUGUGUAGUGUUUAGUGGGCUUCGGAGUGGUAGAUCCUCCUCGCUUAGCGCCUUGCAUUGAUAAGCCGAUUGCCAAGAGAUGAAGACCUUGUCUCCAGCCUCCUCCUCCUCCUACCCCUCCUACUACUACUACUACUCUUCCUCCUCCUCCGCCUACUCCACCUCCUCCUCCUCCUCCUCCAUCUCCUCCUCCACUUCCUCCUCAACCGGAGCUCCGUCUCUACCGAGACUCGCAACGACUUUUCUCCCGACGAUCUGCAAUUGCUACCUCACGUUACGCAUUCGCGAGUAGAAGAAGAAGAAGAAAAAGAAGAAGAAGGAGCAUUUCUUCGGGGGGCAUCAUCGUUGCUGCCCAUUUGGUACGAGAACCUGCCGUAGGGCUGCAUUCGUUAAUAAGUGACACACUAUACACUGGACGUAGUUGCAUUCUGUGUCCUCCUUCAAGGUUACUUUAUAAUCAAUUAUCUUUUUUUCUGGGACCCUCAAGUGAUACUCGAAACUCCUUCAGGUAGAAGUGGACUCGAAAGGCAAAGCAGCCCCCCCAAAAAAGCGAUGAAGUGGUGCUAUGAGAUAACGACUUUCGUGUUUGUGUGUGUAGGCCUGUGUUGGAAUGAACUGUAGUUGAUGUAGUUCGUUUAAAAAAGAUAAUAAUAAAAACGUUCGAUUUAACGCCCCCAAAAAAGUGACUUUUAAGCCUUCAGCAUUUGCGGAACUUCCGGCCGUGCUAGCAACAUACAUUUGGCACCUCCAUAGGCCUCUCUCUCUUUUUUUUUUCUCUCUCUCUCUCUGCCUUUUUGAAGCUUACCCAGGGGGGCGGGGAAGGAAGGGGGGUGUCGUAGUGGUCAAUUUGAGUGAUUCAAGUUUUUUUUGUUUUUGUUCCAAAGACUCGAAGUUUUUCGCCCUUACGAACUGGAGGUCGAAAAGUGUUAGUGAACGUUUCGUUUUGGAACUGGAGGACGUGUCUGGGGAAAAAAGGGCAUAGUUUUAUGGCACCAUAGCACCGAGAGGAGGGAAAUAAAAAACCAAGAGGAUUCUUCUUCUGUCAUCAUUACUUCAUAACUACGUUGAUGGUGACCGCUGGCUGAAUGAAGCGCUGGUUACUCAUCGUCCCACUUAUGGAUAUUUAUUAUGGUUUGACGUGUUUCUACCCAACUCAGGAGAUUGCUUCAGGAAUGACGUCGUUGUUGUCACGUUUCCUGAAGCCACGGGUAUUGGAGAAUUAGCUCCCGAAUUCUUCUUCUAGAUUUCUAGGGAUUGAGCACCGCCAUCUCAAAGGAUUCUAUUUUUUGGAAUCAGAUUCUCAGGUGCUACUGUGUGAAUGUAGUCGCCCCCAAACAAAGACGUUCAACUAACAAACAAAUAUAGUUUGUACAAAAAAAAAAAAAGUAAGUACGAAGCCGUCUUGACAAACAGUUUAAUCUGUAGGGAACAAAAAAACAAAAAAACGAAAAUUUUUGUUUUGUUUUGUUUUGCCCAAGUCAAUCCACGGUAGCCUGCUCGUGCUGAACUCUCAGAUGUACCAAGUAACUGACUCAGGUUUAGAUAGAUGAGUUUAUUUAAAAAAAAAACUUUUAGUUUGAGUAGAACUGCUUUAGCAAUCAAAGAAAUAAAAAUAUAAAGAGCCUUAAAGAGAUUUCUCAGCUACUUCCUGAAGAACUUCCAAGUGCUGGUGGAAGAUACUGCUGAAGUUAUCUCGAACGGAAAAUAUGAAAAGGUAUUUUCCACAAACGCCAGAAAAACGUCAACAAGAGACAAACUAGUAGUAGUAGGAGGAGGAGGAGGAACACAGAAGAAGGGAAAAAAGGGAAGGAAGUUCUGGGAGGAGAGGCUGAUCAACACACAACACAAAUUCCUCUCUUGGUGGUUCAUGGCUCUAGAUUUUUGUCAAGAACGAUGAAAGAAACCCUAAUUAUUAAAGGUUUGGGAGGCCACGCCAUGACGUACGCCGGUCUGGCCGGGUCCGGAAUGAGCAACAGCUACGGACCUCAGCAGCAUUACUGCUUACGCUGGAACAACCACCAGCACAACCUUUUGGGAGUCCUCGAGAAUGUCCUCACAUCCCAUCAGUAUGCCGACGUCUCGCUCUUCUGCGAAGGCCACGUGCUGCGAGUUCACAAGUUGGUGUUGUUGGCGUCGUCAGCCCACUUCGAACGCAUACUGCAGGCGUCACCGGAGGGCCAGCAGCCGGUCAUCAUCCUCGAUGGCACCCGCUACGCUGACCUCAGGGCACUGGUCGACUACAUGUACCGUGGCGAGGUCAAUAUCGAACAGGACCAGUUGUCGUCGUUACUCAAGACUGCAGAGACGCUGAAGAUAAAAGGUUUAGCGGAUGUAGCCAAUAAGGAGGAAGAUGACGGAGGGGGAGGAAUAGGCGGAGGAGGUGGGGGAGGAGGAGGAGGAGGAGGAGGGGGAGUGAGAGAAAAGGACCGACUGCGGGACGGCUCUGGGUCGUCCUCGACGCCCCCUCCCAUCAAGAGACCGAAGCCCUCCCCGGCGGAGACCUCGGCGCUCUCCGUCACUCAGGAGGCUCGAGGCGACCCCAGAGGGAACUCCUCCAGAGACCUGAAGCCCGACCUGAGGGACGUCAGGGAGCUGGCCCACUUCGGCCUCGUGCCCAGCGGGUACCCUCGCCGUCCGGCCUCCCCGCCAGGCUCCCAGGUCCCUGGCUCUACCUCGCUGACGCCGGGGAGGUCGCUCCUCUACUCGUCGUCGCUCAUGUCGCGACCCUCCUCCAGGAGUCCCGGUCCCGCCCUUCCCGCGCCGCCCUUCUUCCCCGGCAGUCUGGUGCGGCCGAGGUCGCCCCACCCCCAUCAGUACGACCCCACGGCUGGGUCGAGUCUCUUGCCGCCCAGGACUUCGCCUCAGUCUCCUGUUCCGGACCACAAUAAAAUGGUCCCCCAGUUAGGGGUCCCGCCCUUCGGCCUCCCCUUCUCGCUGCCUCUGCUGCACGACUCGAAGAAGAUGCUGGAACGCAACCCGCACAAGCUGGGGCCUCCGCCCCCUCCCUCGCACUACGAACAGCUCGACGAGAAGGACCGCCAUCCCCCCGUGUGGCCCCCGAGGGGAGCUACGGACCAUGACCUGGAGCGCGAGAGGGAGAGGGAGAGAGAGCGCGAGAGGGAGAGGGAGCGUGAGAGGGAGAGAGAACGCGAGAGGGAGAGAGAACGCGAAAGGGAGAGAGAACGCGAAAGGGACCGUGAACUGGAGAGAGAACGCGAGAGAGAAAACCAGAGACUGUCCGAAAGAGAGAGGGAGAGGGAGAGGGAGAGGGAAAGAGAAAGGGAGAGGGAGCGAGAGAACGACAAGUCUCACCCCCAGGAGGGAGGGGUUAACGAGAGGGACGUUAAUCACCCCGAAUCAGAUCGGAGACACGAAGACGAGACCUCCAUCAGUCCCAAAGAUAAUUUGUCACCUUCGGAAGAAUCCAUCAUCAGCAAGACAGAACUUCUCACCCCUGAGGAAGUUGGGGAAGAGGACGAUGACAACCUCACCCUCAACACUGGAGGGCGAGACAAUGGCACCUCCGAGAUCACAACCACGUCCCCUCACCAACGAUCCCACUCGACGUCCUCGUCAGGGAACACCUCUACAGCAGAGCUGGUGAAGUGCCCAUAUUGUCCACGGUCAUACCGACAUCAAAACAACUUACGAACUCACAUCAGAUGUUUUCAUAAAGGCGUAAGGAUUCCAUGUCCCAUAUGCCAUCGUGGAUUCACUCGCUGGUUCACAGUUCGCUGUCACAUUGCAAGGGAGCACCAGAAUGUGGACUUCUCACGACCUGAGGCCCUACCUGCUCAACUGCGUCGUGCCCUUUAUCCUCCAUAUCCGGAAUAACGGGCAUCCGUCCCUAUCAGCUUAGACUCCUGCUUCAGGCAGCCCAGCACUUCCUGAACUGCAGUGCAGGUGGCGCUCCACCGUCCAUGUAGACGCCCUUACCACCUGUAUAGCCACGCCAGACAAGUUGCUAGUUUUCAAAACCCCACCAGAAAUUGGCAUGCCGUGCCAGUGUUGACUCGCUAGGUGUGGGCCCCAGCUGACGUGAGCCUUCAUGUGGUAGCGACUGCAAGUCUGGGUGCUACUUGGUGCUCUGUGUACAUGUUAAGGCCCAUUAGGCCAUUUGGUAUCCAUGUGUAGGUGGGAAAAGCAGUAGACGUCUGACAAGUGAGGUGUCACAUACUCGCCAGUCUCCACAGUGUUGUUGGUAUGCUGUAGACAAUGCUAGUGAUAGUCAGACUGUUGGACUUGUGCUAGGGUUUCAUAUAGCUGUGCUUCUGAAGCACGCUAAACUGUGUUAUGUAUGGUCCAUGGCCGGUGUUCUUGUAGCUUCAAGUGUGCUAAUAUCAUAAUCCCAGUACCAUAGUAUAAGCAUGGAGUUGUCAUAUGGACCUUGUUAACUGUAGGUUUUAUUUGAAAUGGUUAUAUUUUAUAGAAGAGUAAACACAGUUCCAAGAAAAGGGAUUGGUACGUUUCUUCUGUUCAUAAAAUAGUGAAUGAUUUUUUUCCGGUGUGGGUGCCUUAUGCUCAACAAAGCAAGCAUGCACAAGAUGUUUGUAGAUGUACAGUAUUAUUUUUAUAGAUGCCAACAGUAUCCCUCCAGCAAAGCACGAGCGGUCAGAGCCAGGGAGCAGAAAUGUUUUUUUUUUUUUCAUUUUUUGUGUAACCCCCCAACAGGGGACCUAAUCACCCCUGUACUGUACAUGUAUCAGGGAACAGGGCAGGGAGGAAUUAAUCCCAUUAUUUUUCAUUCGAUUUUUGUUUUCCUUUUUUUCCUUUUUUUGCUUACGUACGACCAUCCUGUUCAUUUUUACGAUGGUGCUUCAUUACGGAAUUAUAGAUUUUAUAUAAAUAUAAAUAUAUAUAAAUAUAUAGAAAGUAUAUUGGGUCAUACCUUCCUGGCCUGCAUUGCAGAAUAUAUAACUGCAAGCGACAUAAGAACAAGAUGCUCAGGUAUUCACAUUGGGUGUGUACUCACCCAUUCUCAUCUACCUCAUGUUUUUGUAUCCUUCUAGUUGUUAUCAGCACCUUUGCUAGGUCACUAGAUUUUAUUGAAGACUUCGCACACCUCAUUGCUUUUAGCCAUGUUAGUUUCUCGACUCGUUUGGAGUAUCUUCCAAGUCCAACGUACAAAGCUGCAUAGCUAUAUUUUAUACGGAUAGCUCUGGAUUUCCAGUCUCAUACUAAGUAAGCAUCAGCUCAUAUGCCUCCCCUUGAUCGUACCACGACCAAAAUAUGUAGCAGUUUGCCCAUGACGGCGUAAGUGAAGAUCUGUUCAUUUAGUCAAGAGCUUUAGUCAUAAUAUUUAUAUCAUCACCCAGGUACUCUCAGCUUUAGGAAUUCACGAUACAUAAGACGUGUGUAGCUGAAGUCUCGUAGUUCUUCGAAUGCCAUGUUUUCCAGGCAGUUCAGGGAAUGUCAGUAACCAAAAUACAAACUCAGGAAUCAAGACGUGUAUCCAAUCAUUUUCAUAGAACGCAGAGGCAUACAUUUUCAACUUCUCUCCCUCCCUCUAACUACAGUUUGUACUCUUAUCCGAGGUGUGAUUUAGCGUUAUAUACCUUAUAUAUAUAUUUUUAGUUCACACAAGCAGUCUUUUUUUUUAUUAAUAUUAUUAUGAUUCUUCUUCCUCUUCUUCUUCUUCUUCUUCACGUAGUUUGACAUUGCUCAAAUGAAGGAUGCAUUGGCUUCUCAACCCAUCCAACGACUCCGGUGAUAACGGUGCUCCAAAAUGCAGGUGUGUUUCUCUCUCUCUCUCUCUCUCUCUCUCUCUCUCUCUCUCUCUCUCUCUCUCUCUCUCUCUCUCUCUCUCUCUCUCACUUUUUCUCACGAAGUUAUUGAAAAUUAAUUGUUUUCCUCAAAUUCUAUUCUUCAGCUGCUGCUCUGUAAACAGGGCAUUAUUAUCUCAGGAUGCAAGCAGUAGUAGUUUGUAACCACAAGCGUAGACAGAUAAUAUAUUUCAUUGGUUUCUGCCCUUUCUGCCAAGCAACCAAGAAAGAUGGGUCACUGAGGAGAUGCUCAGAAUCAAAAUAGAAAUCAAGGAGUUUUACCUUUUACCUUAAUGACAGGUCUACUAAUGACACAGUGGUAAGGAGUUUGAUAUCAAAUCCCAGAAACCUUUUGGAAUUCAGUCCAAACCUUUUAGAGCCGACUCACCUAUUUUUCUUUCUUGCUGACACAAAGGGAGAAACGUUUUAAAACGUUUGAAUAAGAGUGAACUCAUUCAACCCACACAUUCCAGUGAGAUCUACUCGAUCCUCAUCAUGAUCUCUGAUCUCUGGCAUGUCUGUCUUUUGUUUUUAUUAAUCUAUAUUAUAGCAAAGCCUUAAACCACUUGACAGGAUUUUGUUAGCAGGGGCAUAGAUUUACAAAAUCAACUCUGAAACUUUUUUUUUAUCAAUUCUGCCUGAGAUGUGGAGACAGAUUAGACAUGCAGUGAAGAAACAUUUCCAGUCACUUGUCAAGGACAUAAAGCUGUCUUCAUCCAUGAGAAAAAUUCAGUUAAAAAGCACUGUAAUUUUCACUAAAACUAUUUCACUCGACAAGGGGCGUUGCCACCCGUAGAGCCUAAGAGGAACAGUUCAUAUAAGUUAGUUAUUUGUAUAUUCGUAUGUUCUCGCAAGAUAAGAAGGGAAGCAAUCAAGAAUUAGCAAAGGAAGCAAUGGUUUAAGGUCUCCAUAGUUGACUCAAGUGUGUGUGUGUGGUUAAGGAACGACAGUAAGCAACUCUCUUAGCAUAAUAAACCCAGAUAAUGCAGGUUUUCUGUACUCUCUCUCUCUCUCUCUCUCUCUCUCUCUCUCUCUCUCUCUCUCUCUCCUCGCUUUCUUUCCUCACUCUUACUGUAUGUUCAUCAUACGAUUGCUGUUGCUUAACUCAGGACUACUGAUACAAAUGCGUAUUUUUUGUGAUUCUUUUUGUUUCCUUGGCGUAAGUUGUUGCAAUAUGUGUGUGUUCAUUAUUAGUUUACGUGUAACUUAGUUCUUAGAUGUGAAUGACUUUUUUGAUUAAAGGGUAAAUAACAUAAUAUGGCUUGUAGUCACGAGGACCACGCAGUAAAUUUGGGGCUGGAACAAUAGGACCUCCCUCCUCCUCCGCCUCCUCCUCCUCCUCCUCCUCCUCCUCCUCCUCCUCCUCCUCUUUCAGAUAUGUAAUUCCUUCAAGUAUGGUAAUCAAUCAUCACCUGCCCGGUGGUUAAAUCAGCCCUGAUUAGUCACCUACCAAAUACCUGCUGGCACAUCAUCCUAUUAUACAAUCUCUCUCUCUCUCUCUCUCUCUCUCUCUCUCUCUCUCUCUCUCUCUCUCUCUCUCUCUCUCUCUUCGUCUGUCUUCAUGUUUCACUUUGGUUUGUGAUAAACACUCACUGGUGAAGAAUAUUUCUCUCUCUCUCUCUCUCUCUCUCUCUCUCUCUCUCUCUCUCUCUCUCUCUCACUUUGCAUUAACAAGAUCCCUCACUUGUACAGAGAGAGAGAGAGAGAGAGAUUACUGACUCACCAUUCCUCUCACAAAGAGAAAGACAGUAUUCAGACCCAAGGAUCUACCUCGACCUAAUCCUUAAUAUGGACAUCAUUACCCUACCUCCCCAGGUCAGUUACUCCUUAAUGUAUAAUGAUAAUAUAUAUUUUGUGUUCCUAAUAUUACUACUGUACUGUACUAUUUUACGAGUUCGAGCCAAGAGAGGCUUUGUUUUUUUUAUGAAUUGUUAUAUUAACUGUGUAUACUUAAAUGAUUCAUGUGAUAAUACAGCCAGUCAGAGUAGUAUCGUCUACAUCCCUAAGACGUGUGGUCCUCAAUCCCUUAGAGUUAUCAUGUAAUCUAUAUAAAUGUAUAUUAUAUAAAUACAUUGAUUUUCACAUGUUCCUCAUAUAGAGCCAAACGUGUUUUUUAUAGAUCGUGUGCUCCCUGUGCUCUGGCCUGUGUCGUAAACUGUAAUGCCUAUUUACAUUGCAACUCGACCAGUAAAAAAACCCUUUGCUGUGGCAGGAGAAGAACAUUCCGCUGUGAACUUUCCUGUUGUGUGGACAGCAACCUCUUUAUGAUGUUGUCAAUCCCAAAACCCUGUUGUCAUAAUGAGUAGUUUUGCGAUUUCUAGAAUAUUCUUUGAUGGCUUUCAAGGUAGAAAAAGAACCUGUUUUCAACAAAAUAGUUCGCAUUGUUGUUCUGGGUGUAUACAUUAUCAUGAACAGUAUGAAUGACAUAUUUUUUUUAUGCCUCUUACAGUAGCUAUAUUGAAAUAAAAACUGAAGGAGCAGAUGAUGAGGUUCUACUCAAAGAGAGCCUUCACUCCUUCACUCAGUGGCUGCAAAUUGAGGAAAAGUGGACAUUUGAAUUUUUCGAAGUGAAACCAGACACAACGACGAAGGUCUGGACUUAUCAAGGCGAACUUGAUGUUGUUCUCCUGCCAAAGCAUUUGGGUGAUAUAUAGCUCACUAUUACCAGUAUACAAUAGUCAUUUUUCAGUACAAACAUGAGUACUUUCUCUGAUCUACCUCACAUUUUUAAGUUCUGAAGGCUUGCAUUAUAUUGUUUUUUUUUUAUUGAAGAUUAUUUGGCUGAUGUGUCUGCUUGUUAUCAAAGGUGGUUAACACAGUAAUGUAAUUCUAUGUUGUAAAUGUUUUCAGUACCUUUUUUGUUGCAGGUUUUUAUUGACAGGUCAGUUUAAUUCCAAAAAAAAUAGAAAGUCUGGAAAAUUCAUUUGCGAAAUCAAAAUGUAAUAGCUUCCUUGAUGGCAAGCAGUCUGUUAGUUUUUUUAUUAUUUUUUUUUUGUCUCUCCACUGUUAUAAAACAGACGGUAUACUGCUCACUUCUGCCAGGAGCAGUGUAUUAUAUAAAUAUAUAUAUAAAUAUACAGUAUAUCUCCUCCUUUCAGUGUAUUCCCCUCCCCCUCCCUCCCUUCCCACUCAAAGUGAAGUUGGUAGAAAGAAGAAAUUGAUGUCUAACAGAAUGUUUCUGCCAAGUGAUUAGUUUCAUUUUGAUUCGAAGACGUUCACAGAGGACUUGGUUUUGCCAGCAUUUGUGUUUUUUGUUUAAAGUGAUAGAUAGUGCAUAUAAAGGAAGCCUCUCUGAGGCGUGUGGUAUUAACUAUUUUGAAUUAAUGUGCUCAUACAAACUGGAAGAAUAUAAUAUUUAGGUGUUAACGACUGCAGUUAGUGUACGGUAAUCCAAGUAGUUGGUUGGUUGAACGCCCACGGUGUAUGUAAUCUGUGCAGCUGCAACAGCUGUAUUUUACUGUGCUGAUCUGUAGCUGAAAUAGAUGUCUGCAGCUGCAGCCAGAUUUCAAUUCUUAAGUGGUUAUGUACAAACAAAAAAUUUAGAAAAAAAAAUGUCUUAAUGCAAAUAUUUGUAUAGCGUUGAUUGAAAGUAGACUAACGGACUGACAGAGUGACAUAGACUUGUAUGUUUCAUAGUACAAUGACUUAUCUUUAUUUCCAUUUCAACUGAUCCCAAAGGGAUGUAAAUUUUUACUUAUUCUGUUCAUAUAGAUAGGAUGACACGGGUGGAGAACAAGAAUUUAUUCCUUCUGAAAGAUGUGUGGUUCGUAUUUCGUUUGUGCAUCAUUGCCUACGCAAGGACAGUACAUUAACGUACAAGCUUUGUUCAGCAACUCCUGUUUUCUGUCAAAAAAAAUAUAUGUGUAUAAACCUCGAUGUGAACCUCUGCAUUUGUAACUUAAGGGAUUAUAGUCAACAUUGAGGUUCAUUGCUACGACUGGACAGAAUGAUUGCACUAUGCAGGUAGCUAGGAUGAUCAUUUGGCUACUAAUAACGUCACCUUUUCUCUGUAAAUUUUGAAGUUUGCGAAAUUUUAUUUGUAAUAUUCUGUCAAUUUUUUUUAUAAAGAUUUUUGUUUCUUUAAUAUUCAGACAUUAUUUUCUAAAAGUUUCUCAUGUCACCAUUUCACAUUGUUGCUAAUGAUGAAGAUACCAACUCCACAAUUACUUGAAAUUCUGUACUUUAGUUACUUUAGAAUUUUUUUUAUUCUUUUUUUUCAGUUGUGUCCACGACACCAGAUAGGCUGGAAUUUGUCAAAGCAGAUCAUUUUUGUAUUGUUUUGUGUAGUAAAUGGAUGCACUCCAAAGGAGUGCCUAGCACUGGUUUUGUGGAUAAGAGUGUGGUGGAAGGGGCGUAGCCCCCCUCAUAAAUCCACCAAGUUACAUGGUAACAAGUCUUUGCUAAACGAUGGACGGUUUUAUGCUGCACUUCUCUCGUACUGGGCUGAAUUAGCUUGGCGAGCUUCUCUCCGAUUUGAGAUAUUGUCUUUUCAGAAAGGAGAGAGAGAGAGAGAGAGAGAGGUGAUAAGGACACCAUGUUCUUGCCCCUGCUCAGCAUAGGGUUUGUAGGACUGGUGUCCAGUGAUAGCCCCGGUGAAAAGGAAUGUGAUAAAAUUAAAAAUGAAUUAAGGACAGAAAUAGAGCAAUGACUGUUGACGUUGACUUGACCUUAAAUGAACGGGACUUGAAAUUGGUCUUGAAAGACAUUUGGAAUAAUUAGUUGUUUUUUCUUAUGUGAAAUAAAAGACAUGAAGACAUUAUUUUGACAUGGGAGAAAGUCUGCAAUUAAAUCUCUCUUCCUCAGGUGGUAUGGCUUAGUCGUAGCGUAAAAAAUUGGUUUUGUAAUAAAAAAAAAAUGGCAUGGAAAUGUUAAAAACUGGUAUUGUACAAUAUUAAAAAAUCGAUUCCCUCAUGACACAUACAAUUGUUACUUAUUUUUUCGUUAUUAACAUUUCCUCUGUAAUCCUCAAACUCUUUACAGUUAUCCUUUCAUUUUAACAGUGGAAGAGGUCCCAGGCAAAACAGUAACCAAUAAAAAGCUCUGUGUUGUCUUUAGUAAUUUUAAUAAUAAGUUAACACUUAGCAUCACAUCCCAAAGUGUAUGUUUUAUAUAUAUUUUUCUUCUUCUUUGAUAUUUAUGUAUCUUCCAUUGAUGAAUCUUGAUGACGUGUAUGUGUGCAGUGGGAGGGUUCUGGCAGAUUCCAAGUGGAUGAUAUUUGAUAAAUCCUCACAACCCCCCUCCCCCCUCCCCCCCUCCUGAAUGAGAAAAAAAGAAGAAUAUUUUGGAAAGUGUACAUUACAAAAUUGACCUCCCAAACGUCAUUUGUUAUGUUAAGCCUUGUGUAUGAAAACUGAUGAUAUUGAAGUCCACUCCAUAAAUCAAGCUAGUCUAGCAUUCGUGUAAAGUUAAUCGUGUCUGUCCUUGUGUGUAGCCUAUAAAAAGUGGACACUGUGCUAGACAACAACAAUAAACUAGAUGUAUAGAGAAA
Molecule: messenger RNA, 11310 nt
Organism: Macrobrachium nipponense
Lineage: Eukaryota; Metazoa; Arthropoda; Malacostraca; Decapoda; Palaemonidae
Product: serine/threonine-protein kinase fray2-like
Exons: 8
Coding region: 1954-3894 (646 amino acids)
Biological process (GO): regulation of transcription by RNA polymerase II
Cellular component (GO): nucleus
Molecular function (GO): protein binding
Source: RefSeq, a predicted model, not a curated record